Molecule: messenger RNA, 800 nt
Organism: Drosophila rhopaloa
Lineage: Eukaryota; Metazoa; Arthropoda; Insecta; Diptera; Drosophilidae
Product: Golgi-associated plant pathogenesis-related protein 1
Exons: 5
Source: RefSeq, a predicted model, not a curated record
UUCAGAUACUCGAAAAUGUUAAAUAUUUUUUUAUUUAUUGUUAAAUUAUGUAUAUAGAAUCUCUUAAAAUGCCUAUUUAAACGAUUUAGUAUGUAUUUUAUAAACAUUUUAAUCUUGGUGCUUUUGGCGGCCUGCGAGGUCUACAGAAUUGAAGCCAACUGGGAUAAUGCCAUAAUAGUUCUGAGGGACACCAACAGAAUGAGAGAUCGCCAUGGAUGUCCGAACUUGUAUUUGGAUAUUGCUCUCAGCGCAGAUUGCACAAAGUAUGCUAGGAAACUUGCCAAAAAGCGUAAUUAUACGUAUUCGGACCCCACCAAUUCAAAAUACUCAGAAAACAUCUGCAAAUAUGAAAUAGUAAGAGGAGGACUAUCAAGGUGUGUCAGCGAGUGGUAUCGGGGAAGCCAGCUUGAUUUUACAGAUCCCAGAGCUAAAGAGUUUACUGCAAUGAUCUGGCGGUCUUCAAGAUCUAUGGGGUAAGGAGACGCUGACAUAAAUGAUCAUUACGGCAUAAUGGUGGUCAGAUAUACCCCACCUGGAAGUGCGCUGGGACUGUACACGGAUAAUGUGCCUCCUAAGAAAAAAAGCUACGAAAAAGAAAGAAGAAGGAGAAAAAAGUAUAAAAAUUGUGCGAACUGUCAAGAUAAUAGAUGUAUAAUAUUAUUUUGUAUCCCUUAUGUUAUAUAUAUUUUGUGGCAAUCUAUCUCUUAAUAUUGGCUAAAAAAGUUGUGGGCUACCCUUUUAUAAAAAAAAGCCUGCCGCAAUGGUUAUUCUAAAAUAAAUUCCAGUAAUUUGUAAUCAAA